AGCCUAUAUAACACACAACGAACGUCGCCAUUUUGUGAUUUGCGUUCAACAACCGAGAUAGUAACAUCAGAGUUUGUGUUUUAUAGUUUUUACAAAUUUUAUAUACAAAAUGAGGGAAAUCGUACACAUUCAAUCCGGCCAGUGCGGAAACCAGAUUGGAGCUAAGUUCUGGGAAAUCAUCUCUGAUGAACAUGGUAUCGACCCCACCGGCGCCUACCACGGCGACUCAGACCUCCAACUCGAAAGAAUUAAUGUCUACUACAAUGAAGCCUCAGGAGGAAAAUAUGUACCCAGGGCCAUAUUGGUUGAUUUGGAACCUGGUACCAUGGAUUCUGUCAGGUCCGGACCUUUUGGACAGAUCUUCAGACCAGACAACUUUGUCUUUGGACAGUCGGGUGCUGGAAACAACUGGGCUAAAGGUCACUACACUGAAGGAGCUGAACUGGUAGACUCAGUAUUAGAUGUUGUCAGGAAAGAGGCAGAAUCUUGUGAUUGUCUACAAGGAUUCCAACUGACACAUUCCCUUGGUGGUGGUACUGGCUCUGGUAUGGGUACUCUAUUAAUAUCCAAAAUCAGAGAAGAAUACCCUGACAGAAUAAUGAACACAUACUCAGUAGUCCCCUCACCCAAAGUAUCAGACACAGUGGUAGAACCUUACAAUGCAACAUUAUCUGUUCAUCAAUUGGUAGAAAAUACUGAUGAGACAUACUGUAUUGACAAUGAAGCCCUUUAUGACAUCUGCUUUAGAACUUUAAAACUGAGCACUCCUACUUAUGGUGAUUUGAACCAUUUGGUCUCAUUAACGAUGUCUGGUGUCACCACUUGUCUUAGGUUCCCCGGUCAAUUGAACGCCGAUCUCCGCAAACUGGCGGUCAACAUGGUUCCCUUCCCGCGUCUUCACUUCUUCAUGCCCGGAUUCGCUCCCUUGACGUCCCGCGGCAGUCAACAGUACCGUGCCUUAACCGUUCCCGAACUUACCCAACAAAUGUUCGACGCCAAGAACAUGAUGGCCGCGUGCGAUCCACGACACGGACGUUACUUGACCGUAGCCGCCGUGUUCAGAGGCCGCAUGUCGAUGAAGGAAGUCGACGAACAAAUGUUGAACAUUCAAAACAAGAACAGCAGCUACUUCGUCGAAUGGAUCCCCAAUAACGUCAAGACUGCCGUGUGUGAUAUUCCUCCAAGGGGACUAAAGAUGUCCGCCACCUUUAUUGGUAACUCUACCGCCAUCCAAGAGUUGUUCAAGAGGAUAUCUGAACAGUUCACUGCUAUGUUCAGGAGAAAGGCUUUCUUGCAUUGGUACACCGGAGAGGGUAUGGACGAAAUGGAAUUCACUGAAGCCGAAUCAAACAUGAACGAUCUUGUGGCUGAAUACCAACAGUACCAGGAGGCCACCGCUGACGAAGACGCUGAAUUCGAUGAAGACCAAGAAGGCGAAGUUGACGAAAAUUAAAUCUCCUUUUACGCAUUUCUCCACCCUCCUCCCCUGUUUCCCCACCAAAACAAAAAAUUAACGUUUUUUCGUUUUUUUCGCAUGUUUGAUUUAUUCGAUCCGGGACAUUCCUCCUUCUUUUGUAUUAUUUCGAAUAUGUUGUACGUAAUUCUAUUCUUGUUUAAGACUGAGUCCUGCUUUUUUGAAUAAUGUAUUUUUUAUAUUUAUAUUACGUUUUGUAUAAAUGCGUUUCCGCUUAACUCGAUCCUAUUGAAUUAAGCAUCGAAACUUUUUCACAUGCGAGAAUUUUUUUAGUAUUUUAUAUUAACCUUCUACUCCCUCCACACGCAAAAUCAUUUUUUACUUAAUUUAUUUAAAUGCUGUAUUUUUUUAUAUAAGCAGUGUUUUUGUCAAGCUAAAUUGCUUUUUCCAAAAUUUAAAUUAAAGAUUUUUUUGUACAUGAA
This is a messenger RNA of Anthonomus grandis grandis, 1896 nucleotides long. RefSeq names its product tubulin beta-1 chain. The coding region runs from base 110 to 1453 and encodes 447 amino acids. Gene Ontology annotation, cellular component: microtubule; cytoplasm. The transcript has 5 exons. Gene Ontology annotation, molecular function: GTP binding; structural constituent of cytoskeleton; GTPase activity. Lineage: Eukaryota; Metazoa; Arthropoda; Insecta; Coleoptera; Curculionidae. The record is from RefSeq and is a predicted model, not a curated record. Gene Ontology annotation, biological process: microtubule cytoskeleton organization; mitotic cell cycle.